AACACUGUAAAUUUACAUUCUACAAACUUGUUUAGCUCAUACUAGUUUUAUUACCUUCACCACAAAAUGUCCGAAGCUAGUACAUCCUCGCAAGUAGUAGAAAAGACUACGUAUGGCAUCCCCAAGCCUAAGCCAGCAUACUAUCCCCAUCCAGGUUCUCCUUUAUAUGCUGAUAAAGAACUCUACCAACUGAUUCACAAUGCUCCCAAAACUCUUGUUUCUACCCACAUUUGCCAACCACGUUCAGCAAUUGCGAUUCAAAUUCCAGCUAAAACCGUGUUUCGUAUCACUACACCUGAGGGUCCUCAGGUGUGUGAUUUGAACAUUUGGAAUAUGCAUAAUCCUAGAGAGAGAUUCUGGGCCGCUAGAACACGACAACUCCACUCGGCACAUGUGUCUACUUAUGAUAGACUUUGGUCAAAUCUUCCUUACUUGCGUCCAUUGGUGACUAUUACUGGUGAUACCCUUGGAGGAAGACAUGACGAAUGGGGUGGACGUGUACAUGAUACACUUGGAACUCGUUGUGACCCCUACGUUGACAAGUUGAUUAGUGGUGAAGACAUGGAUUUUCACUGUCAUUCCAAUCUCACUCGUGCCGUCUUGCCCUAUGGUUUGACCGAGUUUGAUGUUCAUGAUGUAUUGAAUGUUUUUCAAAUGACAGGAUUAGAUGAAAAGGAUAGAUAUUUUAUGGAAACUUGUCCCGCUGUUGCUGGUGAUUACUUUGAAUGUUUUGCUGAGCAAGAUUUGUUGGUGGCUAUUAGUGCUUGUCCAGGAGGUGAUUUGUCGCAAUGGGGAUGGGGUGAAAAUGAAGAGAAGCAAGAUAUGGUAGAAUGUUGUCGACCAUUGGCUAUUGAAGUUUAUCAAUUAGACGAUGUUGAACUGGUUUUAAAAGCCUGGAAUCCUCCCAAGGUACCAAACUAUAGAGGGAAUCAUGGUUUAACUGGUCCAACUCCUUCAAUCCAGGAAUAGACUUAAUUGUAACCUAAGAUGUAUAGCUAUAGAAAUUAUUUUUAUAGAAUAAUGUGUUGCUUGAGAUAUACUUAAAUCUUUACUUUUGGUUUGUUUUCGAUAUCAUUCUCCUGUAAUUGUUACAUUCUUACUGGGAUUUUCGGUGUAUUUUUUUCAAAGAUAUUAUUAGAGCCAGGUCGUAUUUGAAUAUCAUUCUCGACAUAAUAGCUUAUAAGUUUCUCUGGUUCAAAAUAAUCUUGAAUUAUUUGACUAAUGUUUUUACUUUCUGGGAGCUGAAAGAUUAAUACAGAAGGAC
Messenger RNA from Spathaspora passalidarum NRRL Y-27907, 1264 nucleotides. RefSeq names its product urea carboxylase-associated family protein. The transcript has a single exon. The record is from RefSeq and is a predicted model, not a curated record. The coding region runs from base 67 to 969 and encodes 300 amino acids. NCBI's taxonomy places the organism in Eukaryota, Fungi, Ascomycota, Pichiomycetes, Serinales, Debaryomycetaceae.